Messenger RNA from Metarhizium robertsii ARSEF 23, 375 nucleotides. RefSeq lists its product as uncharacterized. The coding region runs from base 1 to 375 and encodes 124 amino acids. NCBI's taxonomy places the organism in Eukaryota, Fungi, Ascomycota, Sordariomycetes, Hypocreales, Clavicipitaceae. Gene Ontology annotation, cellular component: TRAPP complex. The record is from RefSeq and is a predicted model, not a curated record. The transcript is spliced from 2 exons. Gene Ontology annotation, biological process: vesicle-mediated transport.
AUGUACGCCCAGACUGUCUUUGCCCUCAUCAUCAUCAACAAGGCCGGUGGCUUAGUCUAUAACAAGACCUUCCACGACAGCGGUCUGCACAAGAUUAGCACAAACGAUUACCUGGUCCUGGCCGGUACUUUCCACGGGUGCGUCUCCCACCUCCGAUGUUUGCCAAUGCCCUUGGUCCUCCCCCUUAUAAAGAGUCUCCUGAGGGUUUCGCUGCUCACAUACACAGUGUCCACGCCAUCACCGCCAGACUCAACCCCAUUAAGCCCAUCACCCCCCAUCCCAGCACCAACGGCGUGGCAAUCCGCCCAGAGCCCUCUUCGGGCCUGGAGGUGCUGGAAACAGAAAACUUUCGAUUGCAGUGCUUCAACACCAUGA